AUGACCGCUGGCGAUCCUGCAGAUGGUAGCGGCGGUGCAUACCGUCGCACGACACGCUCUACAACAAAUGACUCCUUAAAUCAUACACAACAUGAGGCCUACCUUGACCAGCAGGUUCUUGAUUCGCUGCUCGGGCUAGCUUCUGGCAACUCAGAUGGAGGCAGCUUCAUCGGCUCCCACCCGCAAUGGUCGGCACCAGAUGCCGCCGUAUCCGGCACAACUUACCCCGGCCUGAUGUCCGAAAGUUCCGACCACCUCUGGUCCGGGGACAUGGCACAAGCGGAGCCGAUCUCCCACGGCGAAAAUCCGUCAUGGUUUGGACACAACCUGUCUUACGAAGACCCGGCACAAGAGUUGAGCAACCUUCAAUGGCCGCUCCCUGGACCAAUUACAAGGCCUUCAGACAACAUCAACUGGUCCGCGGCAGUUGAAGAGCAAGAACUCAGGGGACGCCGCGGUCUCCCUCGCAGGCGAAGUCGGUACCGAUACAUGCAAUCUGAACAGAGGGCUAUACCCAUCCCAAUACUCGCCUCCCCUACAACCCAGCAAGACUCAGAUCCGUUGCAGCGAUGGAAGGACUCACCGCCUCAAGAUGAACCUGCUUCGAUGGCAGCUAUCUUUGACGCGCUCAGAACAAAUCAGGUUGAUUUGCAAGAUGGACACAGUCGAUCUCAGCCAGCGUACUCCCGGGCUAACUCUGGCACGAGCGCUGAUAGUGGUGGAAGCAGCUCUUCAAUGCAGUCGGGCAAUUCUGCAUGGUCCGGUAUAUCAGAGGCUUCAAGAGGGAGGCGAGCUGGAUUCGGCCCCUUGAAUCCAACCCGCCAAGGCCGCGUUGGGAAGAAGCGUGGAAGCAUCACGACGAAGGACAGCCGCCCGUUUAAAUCGCCUGCCACGACCGACCGAUCGAAGCACGCUCCUUUGGACGAAAAGAUCACCUUGUUCAACACUUGCGCGUUAUGCAUAAGUUAG
Molecule: messenger RNA, 969 nt
Organism: Colletotrichum gloeosporioides
Lineage: Eukaryota; Fungi; Ascomycota; Sordariomycetes; Glomerellales; Glomerellaceae
Exons: 2
Coding region: 1-969 (322 amino acids)
Source: RefSeq, a predicted model, not a curated record